Messenger RNA from Ceratitis capitata (Mediterranean fruit fly), 624 nucleotides. RefSeq names its product mitochondrial import inner membrane translocase subunit Tim13-like. Bases 173 to 439 code for a protein of 88 amino acids. The record is from RefSeq and is a predicted model, not a curated record. Lineage: Eukaryota; Metazoa; Arthropoda; Insecta; Diptera; Tephritidae. The transcript is spliced from 3 exons.
AUUUAUUUUUUCCAGUAUAGUCGCGUGUGAAACCGCAUUAAAUUGAAAGUUUUUUAGUUGUCAUUACAGACAACCAGUAAGUUGUAUGUGGACCUAUAAAAUGAUAGUUAAUUAUACAGGAGUUUAAUAAAAGUUUUACAUUUUUCUUAAAGUCGGCUUUUUUAGCAGUGAAAUGUCGGGAAUUACUAAUUUAUCUAGUGACAAAAAAGGGGAGCUUAUUGAGCAAGUCAAACAACAAAUUGCAGUAGCUAAUGCUCAAGAAUUGCUGACGAAAAUGACAGAAAAGUGUUUCAAUAAAUGUAUAUCCAAGCCAGGAUUGCAAUUAGAUUCAUCUGAACAGAAAUGUAUUUCCAUGUGUAUGGAUAGGUUUGUGGAUUCCUAUAAUUUAGUUUCCCGCACUUACAGCAAUCGCUUGCAACGUGAGCAGAGCAAGAUAUAGAAAAAUUCAUAUCCAGUUAAUUUCUCCGUGUCUUCAUGUGAAGAAUCUGUUUUUCAACACUUUUCUAAUAAGUUUUGUUUUAUAAACAAGAUUUUAUAGAAAAGGUAUAAAAUUACUUUAUAAUACUUCUAGCUGUUAUUUAAUUUUGUAACAAUUAAAAAUAGUACAAUAAACUACUAAAUGUA